CGUUCUUUUCAUGUUUAUAUAAAAUUUGGCUACCCAUUUUCAAGUAUACUUAUUUUUUGCUUUCGAAGCUAGUUUAAUCUUUGAUGCUUGGUAGAAAGAACCCUCAUGGUUAUUAUUAUUAUUAUUAUUAAUUUAUGUUUGCUACUAUUUUGAAAUUAGUUAUUAUGCAUUUGCAAUAUACCUAAAUUUAGUUUCUGUGACUAUUCAUGUGGCUAUUCUUUGAUCGUUUAUUGUUCUUCAAUUGUUGUAUGCUUGAUGAGAUAGCAGCUUUAGAAUAAGCUUUGUAGGUAGCUUCUUUGAACUCCACCGUCCCUGAUUGAGGAAUGUAGCAAAACUAUAUUCUGUUCUUAUGUGUUGGUUUUCUCGUUUGGGGAUAUUGGCUUCCUGUAUUGGGUGGCUGAUGCAAGCAGAUGCAAGAGGUUGCUGGGGAGCGUGGAGGUUACCUCCAUGGGCGAGGCGGUACUGCUCUUUUUCUCUUGCUUUGUGUGUUUUUGUGUUGCUUUGCUUGUGCUCCUUCACCACAUGCUUUUAUCUGCUGUUUUUAUAUUACCUUUAGAUUCUUUGUUCCCUUUUUAAAGUUUACAUAUGCAGCCUUGGAUAGUGAUGACCUACUCUAUCUCAAGGAACAAAUGGAAGCUGAGGAGGAUGCAGAACGCCUCCUGCGUCGCACUGAAAAACGAGCAUUUGCUGCUUUCAAGAGAGCUGCAAGUUUAGCAGAUUCUUCACCUGCAGUAGUACCCUUGUCAUUUCGUGUGGAGCCAAAGCCAAAGAGUGGUAUCAGGCAGCAAGAUCUGCUGAAGAAAGUUGUUGAGAUUAAACCUAAGCGGCCAAGGUCUGACAGCAAUCAGUCAACCGCAGCUCCUAAUAAUGUUCCUGAUUCAAAUCGUAAGUCUGAUCAUGAUCCUUUAAAAGAGAAGGAGCAGUCUUCGUCAGGACCAAAGAAUGUUGAGGUGCAAUCUUUGUGUGGUUCAAAGAAAGUAGAGGAACAUCCUUCAUCAGCCUCACACGAAUCAGAAGCAGAAGCAGAAGCUAAGCCUAAGAAUGAUGUCUCUGCUGGGGGAUUACUUGGCUUGGCAUAUGCUAGUUCUGAUGAUGAGGAAUGAUUGAUAAUAGACGUUUGAAGGCUUUGUAGUUUUAGUACAGAAUGCUUUAUUUGUUUACAGAAUAGUAUUAAAAUGUAGUCAAGAUGGCAUGAAAAGUCAUGUAUGAAGCAUUAGUAUGAAGGCUGAAAAAGAAGAAAAUGAAGUUUUUUUGUUCAUUACUAUACAACUAGAUCAAAUAUACAAUUUUGUAUGCAUUCAUUGAAUCUUAAUUUGCCUGUUUUGUGUAUCUCAACAUACCUUUGAAGUAUGAUGCAGUGUAAAUUGCAU
Messenger RNA from Gastrolobium bilobum, 1370 nucleotides. RefSeq lists its product as uncharacterized. The coding region runs from base 411 to 1103 and encodes 230 amino acids. NCBI's taxonomy places the organism in Eukaryota, Viridiplantae, Streptophyta, Magnoliopsida, Fabales, Fabaceae. The record is from RefSeq and is a predicted model, not a curated record. The transcript is spliced from 4 exons.